UGAGCUCUUGAGAGGGGCUGAAGAUCGGACCGUGUGAAGAUAUCCGGUUAAGUUUGCGUACCCGCGUGGACAUGGCGCCGUCCAAGAACGCCGUCCCAGACCGGUGGCCCGACUACACAGACCACGGCGAUGUGGUUCCCGGGACGCGAUUCGUGCCGUUCAAGGCACCGCUUCGCGACGCCAUAUGCUCGGGCCUUCCAGACAACAGGCGGUUCACGCCGGACCGUCUGCUCGAGCAGGUACAGGGCCUAGGCCUCGUCAUCGACCUGACGAACACGGACCGCUACUACGACCCCCAGUGCAUCGUCUCCCGCGGCGUGGCCCACACCAAGAUCAUGUGUCCCGGUGCUCGCGUGCCCAACGCGAAAGUCGUCAAGUCGUUCUUCAACGCCGUCGGCGGAUUCGUCGGGCGGUCCGACAACGACGGCAAGCUCAUAGGGGUUCACUGCACGCACGGCGUUAACAGGACCGGAUACGUGGUAUGCAGAUACAUGGUCGACAAGCUCGGCAUUGCGCCGGCAAAGGCCAUCGAAGAUUUCCAGAAAGCCCGCGGCCACAAUUUCGAUAGGCAGGAGUACGUCAGCGACCUGCAAGGGAGAGGUCGGACGUCGCCGACGUAGCAGGGAUGGCGCUGCGAACGGACUACAGUACACGUCAACGACGUGUGUCUUUUGCUUAGAAACUAGCUUUUAAAAU
Rhipicephalus sanguineus (brown dog tick) is the source of this 696-nucleotide messenger RNA. RefSeq names its product RNA/RNP complex-1-interacting phosphatase. Gene Ontology annotation, molecular function: protein tyrosine/serine/threonine phosphatase activity; polynucleotide 5'-phosphatase activity. The transcript has a single exon. Gene Ontology annotation, biological process: protein dephosphorylation. The coding region runs from base 72 to 620 and encodes 182 amino acids. NCBI's taxonomy places the organism in Eukaryota, Metazoa, Arthropoda, Arachnida, Ixodida, Ixodidae. The record is from RefSeq and is a predicted model, not a curated record.